GAAUAUUGGAGACUUGCGUGAGUUUGGAAAUUUUUUUUACAUACAUCAUAAGUGAAAGAUAGAAAGCGACUGAAAUUAAGAUUGAAAAGUGAAACUGAGAGUAAAACACAUUUGAGCCUGAACGAUAAGACUGCCAAAUCCGGUUAGACUCCCCCAGACCAACUUUGAAGUCUCCACUGCGGCUCAAAAAAAAAAAGUCUAGAUUCCAAUCAAUCCAACAUCAUCACCAUCUCCAAACCAUACAAUCAAUCAACACAUAUCCCCCACAAUGGCCCCCAUAACCCUCAACCAAGUCGACACCGACCUAAAAGAAAUAAUCCACCACCUUUUCGAAAUCCAAUCCGCAGUCCACGGCUACCUCGGCCCAGAAACCCAGCAAGAACUCGUCCGGAAAAUAAAAAACCUAACCCUCUCCCUAAAAACCCUCUCAACACACACCGCCAACCCGCCCGAAGACAGUAACCCCAACCCCCAAGACCCAAGUCUGGGGAACAUCCAACUCCCGCCUGAGAUUAUUGAUUAUGUGGAUGCGGCUAGGAACCCGGAUAUCUAUACGCGGGAGUUUGUGGAGCUUGUGCAGAGGGGGAAUCAGGAUUUGAAAGGGAAGAGGGAGGCGUUUGGGGCGUUUAGGGAUGUGCUUGCUAGGGAGAUGAGGAGUGCGUUGCCCGAGGUUAGGGGGGAGGUUAGUAGGGUUCUUGGUAGUUUGGGAGUUGAAGGGGGGGAGGGGGACGGGGGGAAGAGGGAGUGAGUGGUUUGAUUUGGGUGCAUUAUGGUGUUUGGGGUUUUUGGUUGGGCUUGUUAUUUCAAAUGGAUGGAUGGAUGGAUGGAUGGUUGAGGAGGAAGAGAUGCGGAAUUUACGGGAUCUAUGUGCUUAUGCUUGGCUGGUGUGUGUGUAUAUCUGUACAUUUGGCUUGA
Messenger RNA from Aspergillus alliaceus, 915 nucleotides. It is a transcript of the gene nut2, whose product is annotated as mediator complex subunit NUT2. Gene Ontology annotation, molecular function: transcription coregulator activity. The transcript has 3 exons. The coding region runs from base 269 to 748 and encodes 159 amino acids. Gene Ontology annotation, cellular component: mediator complex. Gene Ontology annotation, biological process: regulation of transcription by RNA polymerase II. The record is from RefSeq and is a predicted model, not a curated record. Lineage: Eukaryota; Fungi; Ascomycota; Eurotiomycetes; Eurotiales; Aspergillaceae.